Messenger RNA from Coregonus clupeaformis (lake whitefish), 3405 nucleotides. Its product is annotated as DNA excision repair protein ERCC-5. Lineage: Eukaryota; Metazoa; Chordata; Actinopteri; Salmoniformes; Salmonidae. Gene Ontology annotation, molecular function: DNA endonuclease activity; single-stranded DNA binding. Gene Ontology annotation, cellular component: nucleus. Gene Ontology annotation, biological process: nucleotide-excision repair. The record is from RefSeq and is a predicted model, not a curated record.
AGGAAAGAACAUAUUGUUACACCUAUAUAAGACGACAAAAAAAAAGUACCGAAAGAAAAUCAAUUCUGGUCAAGCUAUUGUCCUCUUGUACAAGUUGUCACUCGGAGAGCAAUGGGGGUGCACGGGCUGUGGAAGCUGCUCGAGGGCACCGGGAAGCCCAUCAACCCCGAGACUCUCGAGGGCAAGAUCCUGGCUGUCGACAUCAGUAUCUGGUUGAACCAGGCAGUGAAGGGGGUGAGAGACAGGGAGGGUAACAGUGUCCAGAACGCCCACCUCCUCACCCUGUUCCAUCGCCUCUGUAAACUACUCUUCUUCCGCAUCAGACCCGUCUUUGUGUUCGAUGGAGACGCACCUCUGAUCAAGAAACAGACCCUGGCCAUCAGAAGACAGAGGAAGGAGGAGAAGACUAUGGAGUCCAAACAGACCAAUGACAAACUCCUCAAGACCUUCCUGAAGAGACAAGCCAUCAAAGCUGCUCUGGGAGAGGAGAGUCACGAUCAUCUGCCCAGCCUGUCUGGUGUGAGGAGAGAGGAGGACAUGUACAUGCUGCCUGCCCUGCCAGCCCUGGAGGAGAGAGAGAGGGGCAGCUCAGAGGAGGAGCAGGAGGAGGAAGAGGACAGCCAUCACAUCUACCAGGGUGAUUUCUAUGAAGACUCUAACUCUGUGGACAUCAACUCUGAGGAGUUUUCUGCCAUGCCUCCUGAGGUGAAACAUGAGAUCCUUAAAGACAUGAAGGAAUUCAGCAAGAGACGACGCACCAUGUACCACACACCUCCUGAGCGGUCAGGUGACUUCUCCCAGUACCAGCUAGCAGGGCUGCUGCAGAGGAAGCAGGCUGGGCAGCGCGUCGUGGGCGUGGAGAGAGAGAUGUCCAACCGCAGUGCAGGGAACGCCCCGGGGGUGGAGCUAUACAACCAGGGGGAGGGGCACAGCGUGGAGACACGACGCCUCCUCUCAGAAGACUCCACCCACUACAUCCUCAUCAAAGGUCCAAAGAAGACAGACAACAGUGAGAGGGUUCCAGACGUCCAGCCUGCGGCCUCUCCCUGGUUGGGUGGUCCUCUGUCAGGGAGGGUUAGGGCGGGGGAAGGGAGAGACCUGAGCCCCUUUGGAGACCCAUCUCAGAGGAGGAGAGCCUGGAGGAGGGACCUCGUCAUCCACCCCCUCCCCCGGACACUGAAGGCCAUCCAGGCUGCAAUGGAUGCCAGCUUCUCAGACGAGGAGGAGGGUAGCUCCUGGGGUAGGGGUGGGAGUAGGGCUGGGGAGGAGGGUAGCUCCUGGGGUAGGGCUGGGGAGGAGGGAGGCUCCUGGGGUAGGGGUGGGAGUAGGGCUGGGGAGGAGGGUAGCUCCUGGGGUAGGGCUGGGGAGGAGGGAAGCUCCUGGGGUAGGGGUGGGAGUAGGGCUGGGGAGGAGGGUAGUGGCAGUGUGUCCCCUCGUACCAUCCUGGCCAUUCAGCGAGCUAUGGGAGAAGACUUGGAUGUAGGCACGCCCCCAAACACCACCCUGAUUGGUAAUUCUCCCGUUAAGCCCCACCCUCCCAGUCCCCAGCGUCCUGCGAACCGAUUGGUCGUCACCAGCAGCUCAGAGGAGGAGACUGAAGGGAAGGACACGCCCCUGAGGACAACUCUGACCAAUGAGGACAGGCUUGGGGUGGAGAAGGGGGAUGAGCAACAGUCGCCUCUCCCCCCUAGCCUCCCCAUUCCUCCUGCAGACAGGGUGCUCCUCAACAGGGAGGAGGAGGAUGAAACCCUCACCAGGAGGACCAGGGAGGAGGUGGAGGAGAUUCUGAGGAGUAACAGAGAGGAGUUAAGGCAAGCCAUCAACAGCAGGAACAGGGCUUUCCACUCUGCAGUAGGUCAGGAGGACAGUUUGGGUCAGGCUCUCAGUGUUAUCCCCCCAUCAGGCCCAGGUCUAAACAGAGAGAAGGAGAGGGAGAGGAGUAGCCUGGUGACUGGGCCUUUACCUCCAUCACAGCAGGAGAGGGAGAGGAGUAGCCUGGAGACUGGGCCUUUACCUCCAUCACAGCAGGAGAGGGAGAGGAGUAGCCUGGAGACUGGGCCUUUACCUCCAUCACAGCAGGAGAGGGAGAGGAGUAGCCUGGAGACUGGGCCUUUACCUCCAUCACAGCAGGAGAGGAAUGGACACGACACCAACACCAGGGAGGAGAGAAAUGGAGAGAUUGUGAAGAUGGAGGACAGUGAGGAGGAGAGCGAUUCAGAGAGCUUCGUUGACGUGUCCGAGGGGGAGGAGCUAAAGGAGGAGGAGACGGACGAUUCACUGAUAGAGGUGGGGGGCGGUGCUCCACCUAAGGCACAGGAAGACGUGACCAAGAAGGAGGAAGAGGAAGAAGAGGAGGAAGCUUUAAGUAGCAGAGCUGUCCCUUUGGAAGAGAGGGAUGAUGAUGAUGAGGAGGAGGAGGAAGCUCUCCAGCGUCCCACAGAGCCCAGCCCAGCUUCUGUUCCUGUACCCAACGAGUGGGAAGACAUCAACGUGGAUGAGCUGGUGGCGCUAGAGAGCCGUCUAGGAGAGCAGCAGUCCAGUCUGAGAGAACAGAAGCAGCAGCAGGAACGUGUGGCCGCCACGGUUACCGGACAGAUGUGUCUGGAGAGCCAGGAGCUGCUGAGGUUGUUCGGCGUGCCCUUCCUGGUGGCUCCCAGUGAGGCGGAGGCCCAGUGUGCUGCCCUGGACCGGACCGACCACACCCACGGAACAAUCACCGAUGACAGCGACGUAUGGCUGUUCGGAGGACGACACGUCUACAAGAACUUCUUCAGCCAGAACAAAUAUGUAGAACACUACCAGUACAUAGACCUACAGAACCAACUGGGUGUGGACCGUACCAAGCUGAUUAACCUGGCCUACCUGCUGGGUAGUGACUACACGGAGGGGAUCCCGGGGGUGGGAUACGUGACGGGCAUGGAGAUACUCAACGAGUUCCCUGGACCUGGCAUGGAACCACUCAGCAUGUUCAGUGAGUGGUGGUCCUUGGCCCAGCAGCAACGUCUGACCUCUGACCCCCGUGACUCCAAGGUCAAGAGGAAGCUGAGAGGGCUCCAGCUGCAGCCGGGCUUCCCCAACCCUGCCGUGGCAACUGCCUACCUGCAGCCCAGUGUCGACCUAUCAGAAGGCUCCUUUAGCUGGGGCCGCCCACACCUCGACCUCAUCAAGGAGUUCUGUCAGAGUCGUUUUGGUUGGAACAGCAGGAAGACAGAAGAGACUCUACAGCCUGUUAUCACACAGAUCAACACACAACAGACCCAGCUGCGUAUCGACUCGUUCUUCCGUCUGGAGCAGCAGGAGAGACAGGCCAUCAAGAGCCAGCGUCUCCGCCGAGCCGUCACCUGUAUGAAGAGGAAGGAGAGGGAGGAGGAAGGGAGAGGGGAUCUGCUCCCCGUCCAAGGCUAA